AUGGCCAAGAGCCUGAAAGCAGAGGUGACUUGUCCUGUUUGUCUGGAUUUUUUCUCCAAACCAUUUUCUCUGUCCUGUGCACAUACCUUCUGCUUUGAUUGCAUUAAAACUUGGACUCGAAAAAGGGAAGAGCGCAUACUGAUCUGCCCUAUGUGUCGAGGAAUAACUGAGAAACCUCUUUUGGAAGAAUGGCAAAUGACAGCAUUGACAUUUCUCGUUAAGCAGCACGGCCCCCUGCUGGAACAAAAGCUACACUUAAGUGAUGAACUCUUGCGGUUCCGAGAGGAUGUGACCCUGGAUGCAGCUACCGCCAAUCCCUUACUUGUCCUCUCCAGUGACCUCAGGAGCGUUCAUUGUGGGAAGAUCUGCAAUGACCCAAUGGAAGAUGCUAAUAGAUUUACCCACAUGACCUGUGUCCUUGGCAUACCCUGCUUCUCCACUGGCUGCCAUUACUGGGAGGUAGAAGUGGGAGAAGGGAAAGAAUGGUCUCUGGGUGUUUGCAAGGAGUCUGUGGACAGAAGAGGGAAGAACAGUUUAUCCUCUGAGCAUGGCUUCUGGAUCAUUAGCAUGAAGGCAGGCACAAUCUACAGCAGCUCCUUCCCACAGACCAGAAUUUCUGCAAGCUCCAGCCUUCACCGUGUGGGAAUUUUCCUGGAUGUUGAGAUGGAAGAAGUAAAGUUUUUUGAUAUCAGAAAUGAUGCCCUAAUCUACACACACAGUCUACCAUCAUAUUUGGGGCCUUUGCGUCCUUUUUUCUGUCCUGAACUACCUGGAGAAGAUGGGAGUGGAUUCCCCCUGAGAAUCUGUCCAUGA
This is a messenger RNA of Orycteropus afer afer, 813 nucleotides long. It is a transcript of the gene RFPL4B, whose product is annotated as ret finger protein like 4B. Lineage: Eukaryota; Metazoa; Chordata; Mammalia; Tubulidentata; Orycteropodidae. Gene Ontology annotation, molecular function: protein binding. The record is from RefSeq and is a predicted model, not a curated record. The transcript has a single exon. The coding region runs from base 1 to 813 and encodes 270 amino acids.